Messenger RNA from Menidia menidia (Atlantic silverside), 861 nucleotides. The record is from the annotation of a GenBank genome assembly. Lineage: Eukaryota; Metazoa; Chordata; Actinopteri; Atheriniformes; Atherinopsidae.
UUGUGGGCUGGCAUAGCGCUGGAGUGGGUGCCGGGGAACUGGAGUGUGGGGCCAGGUGGGAGCGUGGGUCCUGGUGGUGGUCCAGAGGGUGGGGAGACUGGCUCGGGGUCUGGGUUUGGAUCGGGAAAUGGUGGCGUGGAGUGGACGGAGGGUGGAGAAAUGCUGAGCGCCAUCUGGGAGACAGAAGGGCUGCAGACGGUGGGCAUUGUGGUGCUGGUGUUCGCUUCCAUCAAACUGCUGCACCUUCUGGGGCUCAUCAGCUUCUCUGAGGACAGCGUUGAAGAUGAGCUUGAACUUUCUGCAGUGCGUCAUCGCCCUGAGGGUCUGGAGCAGCUGGAAGCUCAGACCCGUUUCUCCCGCAAGGAGUUGCAGAUCCUUUACCGCGGUUUCAAGAAUGAAUGCCCCAGCGGAGUUGUCAAUGAGGACACUUUUAAAGAUAUCUACUCUCAAUUCUUCCCGCAAGGAGACGCUUCAACAUACGCACAUUUCCUGUUCAACGCCUUCGACACGGAUCACAACGGCUCUGUGAGUUUUGAGGAUUUUGUUAUGGGGCUCUCCAUCCUCCUGCGAGGAACUGUCCAGGAAAAACUAAUCUGGGCGUUCAACCUUUAUGACAUCAAUAAAGAUGGAUAUAUCACAAAAGAGGAGAUGCUGGACAUCAUGAAGGCCAUUUACGACAUGAUGGGAAAAUGCACGUAUCCUGUCCUCAAGGAGGAGACGCCACGGCAACACGUAGAAGUAUUCUUUCAGAAGAUGGAUAAGAACCAAGAUGGAGUGGUAACCAUAGAUGAGUUCAUUGACUGCUGCCAAAACGAUGAAAACAUCAUGCGAUCAAUGCACCUCUUUGAAAAUGUUCUCUAA